AUGGACCUUGAUUAUACUGUCAAUCUACAGAAGCAUCAAAUUGCAGAGUUAACAUCUAAAACUGUAAGUAAAUUAUCAUUAAAUUCCCAGCCGACAUUUAGUAGCAUUGUAAAAAACGUGUAUAAAAGCAGUAAACAAGAGUCAGCUGUUUUGGUUGUUCAAGCAAAUGAUAAAACUCUGGUCAGUAAUGACAUUAUUGAAAUUGAAAAAUCAAUAAAUCCUAGUAAAUUACAAAUACAAAUAAACAGCACUAAACAAAUAAAAAACGGUCUUGUUAUAAACUGUUGUAAUGAAACCACACUUAACACUCUAAAAACCCAUCUAACUGAGAAAGUUGGAGAUAAAUUCACUGGAAAAGAAGGAACGAAAUUUAAUCCUCGUUUUAAAAUUUAUAAAGUGCAUAAAUCCAGUGCCGAAGAAACAAACUUCAUUCAAAACCUUAUUGUGAAUAACAAUCUUACAUGCAACUUGGAAGAUAUUAAAAUCAUAUUCAAGCAGGAAAACAACACGCAUGUCAACACAAUUAUCGAAGUCCCCCCUACUAUACGUAAAACUUUUUUAUAUGCCGGCCGAGUUUACAUUGGUGGGGAAUCCUACGGUGUCACAGAUAAUUAUGCUAUUACUCGAUGUUCGAAUUGUUUACGCUACGGUCAUAAGAAAAAAAGACUGCAAAAAUACUACAACAUGCCCUUCUUGUACAGAGCCACAUGACGAAUGUUCGACAGAAGAGAAAAAGUGUAUAAAUUGUUUGGAACACAAUAAGCGUUUCAAGACUAAAGUGCAAACAAAUCAUUCCUAUAAAGACCCAAAUUGCC
Molecule: messenger RNA, 815 nt
Organism: Brassicogethes aeneus
Lineage: Eukaryota; Metazoa; Arthropoda; Insecta; Coleoptera; Nitidulidae
Source: the annotation of a GenBank genome assembly